GGUAUGGAGGGUCCUACGAGGGAGAACACCAUUGGCAUUGGCGCAUCAGAUCAGAUCAGAUUGGAAUCUUUCAGUUUCAGCAGCUGUUUGGCACAAAUUAAAUGCCGCGUCGCAUUUGCAUUGGCUUGCCUUUGCCUUUGCCUUUGCCUUUGGCUUUGCCUCCCAUUUUUGGACGGUGCAUUCCUCCACAGUCUCUCACAAUCUCUCACAAUAAGUUAACAAAAUAUCGAUCGGGAUCCCAUCCUCCAUCUCCAUGAAGAAACCAACCAAGUCGUAUCCGACGGAAACAGUUAGAUCUAGCAAUGUGGGUCCCAAUAUUUUGUAUUUUUGAUCGGUGGCUGGCUGGCUGGAAGGAGUGAAUGAAAAAAAAAAAUUUGAAUUUCUGAGAGAAGAGGUUGGGGAAUAAAUGGCUGGGCACGUAGGCCCGCCUUUGUUGAAUCUCGAGUCUCUCUGUCUCUCUCUCUCCUUGUUGUCUCUCAUGACAUUUUUGACCCAAAAUAAAAAAGUCUUUCUCCUCUCCUCCUCCUCCUCCUCCCUCCUGAAUCCUGAGUCCUGAGCUGACACGAGUGUUUGUCUUUUCCCUAAUAAAUUAAUACGCUUUUCUUUUGAAUUGCUUGCUUUUAAUUAAUAUAAAUAUAAUAUAAAUUAGUAUUAGCAGGACGACCUCUGCCUUCUCUCAUUCUCAUUUUUAGCUUUUAUUUAAAUUUUUUUGCUCAGCAACCGAAAAACAGAUUCAGAGACGGAGACACAGCGAAAUUAAAGAGAAAUGGGGAUCGUUUCUCAGGAAGCGAUUAAGCAUUUCCAAGCUUUGAUGGAUCAAGUAAUGGCAGUUGAUGAGCCACUCAAGAGAACAUUUCAGAAUGUUCAUCAAGGAUAUCUUCUUGAGACUUUCGGCCGUUUUCUCAAGGCAAGAGAGUGGAAUGUUUCCAAAGCCCAUAAAAUGUUGGUAGAUUGUUUAAACUGGAGGGUGCAAAAUGAGAUUGACAAUAUAUUGGGCAAACCGAUUGUUCCAACUGAAUUAUACCGGUCAGUACGAGAUUCACAGCUCAUAGGUCUUUCGGGUUACUCAAGAGAGGGUUUGCCAGUCUUUGCCAUUGGUGUUGGGCUAAGUACAUUUGACAAAGCAUCUGUUCACUACUAUGUGCAGUCACACAUUCAAAUUAAUGAAUAUCGAGAUCGUAUAAUUUUGCCUUCUGCAUCGAGGAAGUAUGGUAAGCCUAUUACCACCUGCGUGAAGGUUUUAGAUAUGACUGGUUUGAAGCUCUCAGCACUAAGCCAAAUUAAGUUAUUGACAAUUAUAUCAACAAUUGAUGAUUUGAACUACCCAGAGAAGACAAAUACAUACUACAUUGUAAAUGCCCCAUAUAUAUUCUCAGCUUGUUGGAAGGUUGUCAAGCCCCUUUUGCAGGAGAGGACAAGGAAAAAGGUGCAGGUGUUGUCUGGUUGUGGUAGGGAUGAACUGUUGAAGAUAAUGGAUUAUGGAUCUCUUCCACAUUUUUGUAAAAGAGAAGGUUCAGGAUCAUCUCGGCAUUCACAGAAUGGAGCAGAAAAUUGCUUCUCCUUGGACCACCACUUUCAUCAACAGCUCUACAACUACAUCAAGCAGCAAUCUUUGAUCAAGGAACCUGUUCACCCAAUGAAGCAGGGUUCUUUUCAUGUGGAUGUACCUGAGCCAGCUGCAGAAGGAACACAGAUUGCUAAAACGAUAGAAUCUGAGUUUAACAAGUAUGGUAAUGGGAAUGGGCUAUCUGACUCUCUAGAUGACCUCAAAAUCAAUGGUGACUGAAACCACAGAGCUUGGUGCCAUGCAGACUUGCAGUGAUGAAUCUUAUGCCUUUGUGCUCAGUCUAAAGAUGCAGGACAAGGAAUCUUUGCAUUACUGGUCCUACCGUUGCAAUCAUGCGAUAUGAUUGGUUGUAAUGGUAGUUGCUCGCAUUAUCUACAUGAACUUCACAAGGGAUAUAGCUAAUACAGUGUAUGUAAUAUGACAUAUGGCUGCUGGAUACUCAGUUCAGACCUGUGCCGUGCGUAGCCUAAUGUGCGUUGUAGUGCAGCAGAAAAUUGUCACGUCAUCUUUAGUUGCACAGUUCUAAAUCAUAUACUAGUUGCACAGAUUAACCUAUUUUCACCUUCAGCGAUUUCUAAAUAUGUUUUUUUGACCGACAAUUAUAAAUCAUGGAGGUAAAACAUGUCAGUUUCUGUAGAGCCAAUAAAAGAAGAAA
Molecule: messenger RNA, 2222 nt
Organism: Prunus avium (sweet cherry)
Lineage: Eukaryota; Viridiplantae; Streptophyta; Magnoliopsida; Rosales; Rosaceae
Product: Sec14p-like phosphatidylinositol transfer family protein
Source: RefSeq, a predicted model, not a curated record